UUUGCAGGAAGAAAGACAUUUGGAGUACAGGAAGCCUUCAUGUAUCAUUAACGUAAGGGCUGAUGUUUUUGUUAUUUAUUCUGCUAGGAGUGGCAUGGGACCUGACUUUUGAGUUCUGGUACGAAAAAGUAGAAAGCAGGCAGGGCAAUAUCACCGCUUAUACAAAGUGGACCCAUCAGGUUCAUAUUUUUCUUGGAAAGCUUCUGCAAUGGGGAAAAAUGUCUCUAAUGCAAAGACAUUUCUUGAAAAGAGGUAUACAGAUGAUAUGGAGCUUGAUGAUGCCCGUCCACACUUCAAUAUUAACCUUGAAGGAAGGGUUUGAGGGACAAAUCUCUGGCAAAAACAUCGAGAUUGGCAUAAUUGGUAUAGACAAAAAGUUCAGAGUACUAACACCGGCUGAAAUUGAUGAUUACUUGGCUGAAGUGGAGUAGUUCAUUUUCCUUUAAUUAAGAAACUGGGGAGAACUUUUAUUACAGGGCAAUGACUGGCUGAGUUACACGAUUUAUACCGGUCCUUGUUACUGCAAAAUGCCUUGUUUGUCAUGAUGAUCUACUUAAUGAUGUAUUUGUACA
Quercus lobata is the source of this 572-nucleotide messenger RNA. Its product is annotated as proteasome subunit alpha type-2-A-like. The coding region runs from base 63 to 431 and encodes 122 amino acids. The transcript has 6 exons. Lineage: Eukaryota; Viridiplantae; Streptophyta; Magnoliopsida; Fagales; Fagaceae. The record is from RefSeq and is a predicted model, not a curated record.